AUGGCCAACUUCAAGGACGAAGUUUUGGCAGCAUAUGGCAAACAAAGACCUCCCAAGCAUAAUAUGACGCAAGAGGAACGCGACGGACUGAGAGAACUUCGUCAUGACCCCAGUGUAGUGAUAAAGCAAUCCGACAAGAGCAAGAAGCUAGUAGCUAUGAAACAGGAACUCUACCUGGAGAAGGCAGAGGCACUUCUGUCUGACAGCACUAUGUACAGAAAAGUGGAUCUAACUAUCACUGCUCCAGUCACAGGAAUUUCGAUGGUUCUCGAACGCAUAUUGCAUCAACUGCUUGCAUUUGUCCCAUCGCACCUCAUCAACACCAAAGACGAGCUAGACAAUAUCCGCACCAUAUACCCUGGCCUUAAAGCACCUGCUGGAACGAUUCUGGCUACGAUGGAUGUGGUGGGUUUGUAUCCCAGCAUACCGAUCGAAGAGGGCGUGAAUGCCGUUAGUGACGUGCUAGAGCAACACCAUAACAGAGUUGAUAUGCUCGGGCUGAGCGUGACCCAAGUCAGGACACUACUGAAGUUUGUUCUGAGUCAUAACUACUUCAGAUUUGGCAGACAGAUCUACCACCAGCUAGAUGGGGUUGCUAUGGGGAACAACCUGGCACCUCCAUUUGCCAUCCUGUUUAUGCACACCAUUGAGACACGACUUCUUCAGGACUCACCCUUCCAACCUAUUCUGUUCAGACGAUACAUCGACGAUAUCAUCAUCCUAUGGACACAUGGUAGGCAGCGCCUUCUGGAGCUCAUAGAAAGAUUCAACGCCAGCCACGAACGUAUCAAAUUCACGCAUGAAUUAAGUUGUGACAGUGGCUGCAUAGACUACAUGGACGUAACGAUCGCGGUUGGGCAAACCGGAGAGCUGUCAUUCAAAUUGUUUCAGAAGGCAUGCAGUAGUGGCCUACUGGUGGAUUAUUCAUCGGCAGUUCCUCACCACAUCAAGUUAGCCGUCGCUCAAUCUCAAUUCCUAAGGGCACAGCGACUAUCGUCUAACCCCAUGAUGCAAGCCGAGAGCGAACAAAAAAUACACAAACAACGGCGCAUAAAUAACUACCCAGACAGUACCAUAUCGGAAGCAAGGGAAGCUGCCAGGAAACCUCGGCGUAGACGACGCGGUAAUCCCCGCUCUGCCUUCCUUAAACUACCGUUCAAGUCCGAUGAAGUACACCACCAUGUGAACAAAGCAAUACGGAAAUACAAGUUGCCGGGAGGUGGCUUAUGGGUACUGCAAACUCACACAUCCACUACAUUGUGCACAUCCGUGUCAGUUUGCUGA
Molecule: messenger RNA, 1284 nt
Organism: Sycon ciliatum
Lineage: Eukaryota; Metazoa; Porifera; Calcarea; Leucosolenida; Sycettidae
Exons: 3
Coding region: 1-1284 (427 amino acids)
Source: RefSeq, a predicted model, not a curated record